Molecule: messenger RNA, 693 nt
Organism: Mucor velutinosus
Lineage: Eukaryota; Fungi; Mucoromycota; Mucoromycetes; Mucorales; Mucoraceae
Exons: 5
Coding region: 1-693 (230 amino acids)
Source: RefSeq, a predicted model, not a curated record
AUGGAAGAAGAAAUCAUACAAAAGAUAUACAAGUUAACCAACGAGCUCGCAUCACAGCAACAGAGCAACCAAGAUCUAGCGAACACGCUGAAUGGGCAGCUGGCUGAUUUGAAGACAAAGGCAGCAUCAAAGUCAACUACUGAUGACCAGAAAGUUCUGAUCCCUCAUCUUAUACUACCCGAGCAACGAGAUCAAGUCAUGGAAGACCUCAAAAAUCGACUAGAAAAGGCACUAUUAGACCAGCAAACGACAUUACAGGCAAAUCAGCAGCUGGAAAAGGAAGUAAAAGAGCUACAAGGGCUUGUGAAAGAGUACGAAACAGGAUUGGAGUCGAUCACAAGCAAAUUUCGAACACAUGCUAAUGCGACAACAGAGGGGCAAAUCAGACUUCGAAGGGAAUACGAGGCGCUAUUAAACGCAGAAAAGGGAACGACAGCUGCAUUAUUUAUUGAAAAUACCAUGUUACAAACACAACUUCGACAAUUAUCGAAAUCAUUACGAGAUGUAUACAAACACGAAUCGGUAGAUGUGCACGAACAGCAAAUAUCACAGCUAAAAAAGGAGAAUCAGGGUCUCUUGGAAUUAUUGAAAAUGAGCCAGUUGCCUGACUUGAAGGAAGCCACGACGCAGGAAAAGUCAUCGCCCGUACUGCAAGUAGCAAGAGCAGGUGUCGUCGAGGAGUUCUUUGACUAA